This is a messenger RNA of Poeciliopsis prolifica (blackstripe livebearer), 4388 nucleotides long. RefSeq names its product vacuolar protein sorting 45 homolog (gene vps45). Gene Ontology annotation, biological process: intracellular protein transport; vesicle-mediated transport. Gene Ontology annotation, cellular component: Golgi membrane. The record is from RefSeq and is a predicted model, not a curated record. The transcript has 15 exons. Lineage: Eukaryota; Metazoa; Chordata; Actinopteri; Cyprinodontiformes; Poeciliidae. The coding region runs from base 159 to 1865 and encodes 568 amino acids.
AGAAGAUUGCAUUUCCUCAAGGGCUCAGCUGAUAGAUCUUGAAAACAACAAAAAAAGCAGACAUACGGAGCUUCCCUAACGGGAGCUGCUGGCAUCUUACCGCUGGUUUAGACUUUGCUUGUUUGGUUUUGUCGCAGUUGUGUCUCAGCGGCGCCAUCAUGAACGUGACGCUCGCGGUGAAGCAGUACAUCUCCAAAAUGAUCGAGAGCAGCGGGCCCGGGAUGAAGGUUCUGCUCAUGGAUAAGGAGACGACCAGCAUCGUGAGCGUGGUUUACACCCAGUCUGAAAUCCUGCAGAAGGAGGUUUACCUGUUCGAACGGAUCGACUCUCAGAGCAGAGACAGCAUGAAGCACCUGAAGGCCAUCUGCUUCCUACGUCCAACCAAGGAGAACGUGCAGCAUCUCAUCCAGGAGCUCAGAAGACCAAAGUACAGCGUUUACUUCAUCUACUUCAGUAAUGUGAUCAGUAGGAGUGAGAUCAAAGCUCUGGCUGAGGCAGAUGAACAGGAAGUUGUGGCUGAAGUCCAGGAGUUUUAUGGAGAUUUCAUCGCUGUGAAUCCUCACCUGUUUUCUCUCAACCUGCAGGGAGUUUCCCGGGGUCGGACCUGGGAACCCUCCAUGUUGUCGCGCUGCACGCAGGGCUUGACCUCCGUCCUGCUGGCGCUGAAGAAAUGUCCGAUGAUCCGCUACCAGCUGUCCUCUGACAUGGCCAAACGCCUCGCAGAAAGCGUCAAGCAAAUCAUCACGAAGGAAUACGAGCUGUUUGACUUCAGGAAGACUGAAGUUCCUCCUCUGCUGCUGAUCCUCGACCGCAGCGACGACGCCAUCACACCGCUGCUCAACCAGUGGACGUACCAGGCGAUGGUCCACGAGCUGCUGGGUCUGAACAACAACCGGAUCGACCUGUCCAGAGUCCCAGGGAUCAGCAAAGACCUGAGGGAGGUGGUGCUGUCCGCCGAGAACGACGAGUUUUAUGCCAACAACUUGUACCUGAAUUUUGGGGAGAUCGGCACCAACAUAAAGAACCUGAUGGAAGAUUUCCAGAAAAAGAAACCAAAAGGGCAACAGAAGCUGGAGUCCAUUUCUGACAUGAAGGCGUUUGUGGACAACUACCCUCAGUUCAAGAAGAUGUCUGGAACCGUGUCGAAGCACGUCACGGUGGUGGGGGAGCUGUCCAGGCUGGUGGCUGAGCGGCAGCUGAUGGAGGUGUCGGAGGUGGAGCAGGAGCUGGCCUGUCAGAACGACCACUCUAACGCUCAGCAGAACGUUCGGCGGCUGCUGCAGAAUCCUCGGGUUUCGGAGCUGGACGCCGUCCGUCUCGUCAUGCUCUACGCUUUGAGGUAUGAGCGCCACAGCAGCAGCAUCCUCCCGUCGCUGAUGGAGGAGCUGAGCAGGAAGGGAGUUUCUGAACGCUACCGCAGGAUGGUUCAGUCGGUUGUGGAGUACGGUGGGAAGAGAAUCAGAGGGAGUGACCUCAUCACACCGACGGAUGCUGUCGCCAUCACCAAACAGUUCUUCAAAGGACUAAAGGGCGUAGAGAACGUUUAUACACAGCAUCAGCCUCUGCUGCACGACACUCUGGAUCAGCUGAUUAAAGGUCGACUCAAAGACAGUCAGUUCCCGUACCUGGGAGCCAGCAGCCUGAGAGACAGGCCUCAGGACAUUAUGGUGUUCCUGAUCGGUGGAGCGACGUAUGAAGAAGCUUUGACCGUUUACAACCUGAAUCGUAACACUCCAGGGGUUCGGAUUGUGCUGGGAGGAAGCGCCAUCCACAACACUAAGAGUUUCCUUGAAGAGGUGAUGCUGGCGACGGGUCACAGCGGCGACAGAGCGCAGGGAAGUGGGCGCCACUCCACCCGGCGAUGAACACCAACUCUCAUUCUGACUCUUGUAUAAUAAACUUCAUCUCUCCCUUCGCUUGUUUACGUCUGUAUUUAGAGGAGCUUCCAGAGAUCUGUGAAUUACCUGGAUGUCCUUUUUAAAUACCAAAAAACACCCUAUUACAGGCAAAUUAACAGCUACUCAAUCAGGAAAAAUGUCAGAUUUGGGAACAGUCUUGUUUUCAGGCCUGUAACUGUACACUCAGGUCAUGGUUGAAUGUCCAUCUCAUCGUCAGAGUCUUGAUUCAGCUCAUCGAAAGUGAAUAAAUUUAUGAAUAAUGACAUUGACUUUAAUAAAUGUAAUUUAAAAUACAAGACAUGGGAAAAGAAAAGGGUGCAGAGAGACCUUUUAAUUCUUGCUGCAUUCUAAGCUUUAAAAAGAACCUUUAAAGGUUUAUGAUGCUUUGGAAAACCAAUAAAAACAAGAACUUUUAACAUAAAAGUUAACAAAGCAAACUUUUAUGUUUGCGUUUGUUAAUCUCUUGUAGCAGCAACAUUCUCAGGAAAACAAAGGCUGACUACUGAACACUCACUUAUUGUCUUUCUAAAGUGUUGCCACAAGAAAGGCAAAUUUUCACCAACCUUCAACUUCUACUUUUAUGACUUCCUGUUGCAACUAGCUGUGCUGCAAUUCUAACACUUAGCUUGAAGUGGUAACAGCAUGUAAAGAUUAAGUUUCAGAUCGGUUAUUUUUUGUUUUGACUCUUCUCUUUAUUUCUAGGACCAUUUUAUGAGCAUCUCAACAAUUUCCAACUGUGAAAACGGUACUUUAAAAAUGCUCUUUUUCUUAUUUCUUCUAGGCACUAGCUUGAUGCUGUAACACAUUUUGAAAAUUCUGUUUUAUGUUCAUAUCUUAUUUUGCAACCUGUUGUUGCAUGAUAAAAGCUAUAAAUCUACAAAUAUCUACAAAAAGUAUUUCCAACAUACCAGGCAGUCACUCAUUCUUAAGUGCUACUUUUUUUAGCUUCCUCUGGCAGAUAGCUAAGUACUAGCACUACAUUACAUAUUCACAGCAUCUAUUUUUAUUUUAUUAUUUGUCCUUUGUAGUAGUUCUGCAAUUUAUAAUAUUUUUAUUUGGAUCUCAACAAACCUACAAUGUCUGAGGAAUUGGCUUCUGAGAGCUUUGUAGUUAGCUAGCAGUGCUGCAGUGCUAAUGCUAGCUUAUUUGUAAAACAUACCAGAUCACUAAGAUUCCAUUUCAGAUGUGCUAUUUAUUUCUGUCUUUUUCUUUAACAGCAGGACUUUUGCUAGAUAUAUUUCUUUAAGGAUAUUAAUAACCUAAAGAAAAACUUCUUUAAAAUUUAAACAGUGUAAAUGACACUUCCUGUAGCAACUAGCUCUGCUUUCAUAACAUGUGAUGAUUCAGUUUCAUUUUCACAUGAAACAUAAAAAAUAAGACAUUUCUCUUUAUUUGUUUUGCAACAGAGUCAAAACUAUGAAGCUAUGAUUUAUUUUCUAAACAUAUUAAGAAUCCCAGAACACAUGAGGCAAUAGCUAGCUAUAGUUUUAAACUGCUAUUGUUUUUAGCUACGUGUAGCUGAAAACUUUGUUUCCUUGCUGGUAACCAACGCUUAUUCGUAAACAUGUUUAUUUUUCUAUCUUCUACUGCUGAUAAUAUUUUAUUAUCUAAACAGUGCUGCACUCUCUGAGGAAAUGCUUGUGGGUUUUCAAACUCUUUGCUACCUGCGCCGCUUUGCUAAUGCUAGCUAGCAUAUCAAAGUAAUAGGGUCAAUAUUCUACCUACAUCUGAAAUAAUUUUCUUAGCAUCAAGGUUAAAAUAAAAAUAAAAAUGUUUGCUCAUUUUUUCCAGAACAGAGGUUUUUGUUUCUAAAGUAACUCAAGCAUGCGCUGUACAGUUUGUUCGAAAUCUUGGCUGCCAGGACUUGACAUUGUGUACUGUAACAGACCAGAAAACUGAAAUUAUCUUCAAAUUUAGUUAGGAUAUGAUCAACUCACAUAGAAUUAUCAAUAUUUUCAAAGCAACAAUCAUAUAAUUAGGGCUUCUGGAGCUUUCUGUCCUCGAUUUAAAGUGCAGUUUUUAAUCUGUUUGGUUUAAUUGAACAUUAUUUGGCUUCUGUCAUGCAGUGAUUCUCUUGUUGCAUCCUUACAUUUUCCAGUGAGUCUCUUUACAUGUUUCUGACUGAAUGUGAAUUUGAAAGAAUUACUAUUAAAAAGAAGAAAACAGAGUUGAAACUGUGUUUGGAAUCUGAAUCUGUAUCAAACAAAAAUGAGUUGAAAUAUGUGUAAUACUGGUGAAUAUUUUAAAAUAUAUUUGUUUAACUCAUAAUUUGGUUUUAAAUUUGGAUCUGGUAUAUUGCAACCAGAUAUUAAAUAUUAAAUAUUUAUUAUUGAUUAUUAGUAUUCAUUUAUGUGAUUGAGGUAUUGUCCAAAAAAGUUUGUCUUCUCUGAAUGACUGUAUGUUUGAAUUUAGUAUAACCCAUAAAUAAUUGUGUUAUUUUAAAAUAUAGAGGAUGUUACAAAAAAAUAAAGAUGCAAAGCUUUAAUUUUA